This is a messenger RNA of Scylla paramamosain (green mud crab), 1775 nucleotides long. RefSeq lists its product as uncharacterized. Lineage: Eukaryota; Metazoa; Arthropoda; Malacostraca; Decapoda; Portunidae. The record is from RefSeq and is a predicted model, not a curated record. Bases 34 to 1434 code for a protein of 466 amino acids. The transcript has 7 exons.
CACCUGCCUUGCUGCUCCAAAACAACAACAGUGAUGGCAUCUCUCUCAGACGAAUUUACUCUUGAAUCUGUGAAGGAUUUUAUGGUGUCCCGAGGUGGCAGGGUGACAAAUCAUGAACUGGUGAACCACUUCAAGACAUACCUCACCAAUCCCGCGUGUAAAGAGACGGCGAGAAACAAGUUCAAGCAGUAUGUCAACACUCUGGCCAACAUCAGCAACGAGGGCGGCGAGAAGUACCUGGUCCUGAAGCGCAAAUACAGGGUGGGGACGCCUCUGGAUGACGAGUAUGUCACACCAGCCCAGUCACCCUCGGGACCCGCCUUCACCACCCCCAACCAGUUCAACGUGUAUGGCAGCCCUCAACUCAGCUCCCCUCUCUCCCCCGGCACACCUCCUGCCCCUCCCUUACCUGCAAGAGCUACUCCACCAUACAGGGCGCCUCCUCCCUACAGACCACCUCCCCCCGCCACGCCCUCUCAUCAAGGAUAUUUACCACCAGAAGACUUGAAAUUCAGUGAGCGAAGGUAUGACGGCUCGCCGCAGCACUUCAAUGGGCGAAGUGAAACCAGGUACCAUGGUGAUAUUCCUGUGUACCACCCAGGAAGUGAACCCAGGUACCCCCCCGUGGCUGAUUCUCGCUUCAGCGAGGCGAGGUACCCCUAUGAGGAGCCCGCUGACCUGGGAAUUCCCCCGCCUCCACAGACGAUGCGCUCAGCCAGUUCUUUAUCGUCCCUCUCAAGCAGCGUGUCCUAUGGGGGCUCAUCAACGCCUCACUCUCCGGCACCGCCAUAUGGGGGCUAUGGUAACGCCCCUCCCUUGGCUCCCCUGUCAGCUUCGCGCCCCAAGUCCCUCUCCCUCCACCAAAUGUCCUCCCCCUCGGAAGAUGGUGACUCUCAGUCAAUGUCGGCCACAACGGUGUCAUCGUCCUCCACUCCGUCGUCCGAGGAACCGCCGCCCCCAGUGCCACCUCGGCGCAGACAGGCAGACAACAAGGAAAACUUGAGGCCUGCUCCCGACGGGGAAGAAGGUGCAAAGAUUGGGAUGGGGGACGGAAACAGCGAGGACGGGGCCGGCGAAGGCACGGGAGAGGAACGCAAGACCUCUGUAUCUGUGCGAGAACAAACUCAAAAGUUCAACAAACUGGCCUCUGAGUCCCAGCUCCCGUCAUCCUCCUCCCGCGCCUCCUCAAAGAGCAACAGGAGUUCUAGGAGUGAUAAGGACGACGACGACUCCACAUCUAUACUCUCGUACGGGCCAGAGGGUCAGGAGUGGCAGAUUGCCGUCGCCAAGAGUGACUUCAGCGAAAUACUACGGCUGCUCAAGAUUCACCCAAGCCUCGCUCGACACAAGGUACGUGAUGCUGCUGCUGUUGUCCCCGCCGGCCAUCCAUGCGCCCGGUAUGUUGUUGGUCUGACGUGGCAUGGUGGUGGAUAGCAGUAGUCCCGGCGCCGGGAUCCGCUCAGGGUAAGCCGGAUUGGUUAAGGACGGGCCGUUCCGGCUCCACGCACUCACCUCCACUGCCGUCUCUAUCGAUCAGGUUACAGGCCGCCGCCGCCGAGUAGGAGCGCCGCCACCAGAAUAUUCGCUGUGCACCUCAUGACACACCUUUCCAAACCGUACCUUAAAUUAUUUGUGAUACAAUGAUUCAUAUUUGAUACAGGAUUUACGAAGACACUAUAUUAGGAAAGGACUGUAAAGGCAGAGAUUUUAUUUUUCAACAUCUAGUAGAGUUCUUCCCGUGCUACAGUCUGUGUAAGAAAGCAGUCUCUGAAAAA